AUGACAGAUCUGGGAACUAUGUCCUAUUUUUUGGGCAUGGAGAUAAAACAAGAUCAGCAGGGGAUAUUUAUUAAUCAGAAAAAGUAUGCCAAAGAAAUACUGAAUAGAUUUGGCAUGGAAGGAAGUAAAGCUAUUGCUACUCCAAUGAAUCAAAAGGAAAAGCUGAGUAAGAAUGAUGCUGUAGAGAAGGAUGACGAGGGCAUUUAUAGAAGUCUUAUUGGCUAUCUCAUGCAUUUGACUACAACAAGACCUGACAUUCUCUAUGCUGUAAGUGUUCUUUCAAGAUUUUUGCAUUGUGCUACAUUGAAUCAUUACAAGGCUGUAAAGAGAGUCAUAAGGUAUAUCAAAGGAACUCUUGAUUAUGGUAUUCGGUAUAAACGUAAUCAAGUGUUCAAAUUGGAAGGCUGUUCUGACUUAGAAUGGGGAGGGUCCUUGGAUGAUAUGAAGAGCACCUUUGGGUAUUGUUUUAUUUUGAGUUUUGGGGUAUUUUCUUGGAGUUCGAAGAAGCAGGAAGUGGUGGCCCAAUCAACUACAGAAACUGAAUCCAUAGCAGCAAAUACAGCUGUUAAGCAAGCUCCUUAG
Messenger RNA from Neltuma alba, 582 nucleotides. RefSeq lists its product as uncharacterized. The transcript has a single exon. The record is from RefSeq and is a predicted model, not a curated record. The coding region runs from base 1 to 582 and encodes 193 amino acids. NCBI's taxonomy places the organism in Eukaryota, Viridiplantae, Streptophyta, Magnoliopsida, Fabales, Fabaceae.